Messenger RNA from Pediculus humanus corporis (human body louse), 1761 nucleotides. RefSeq lists its product as uncharacterized. The coding region runs from base 1 to 1761 and encodes 586 amino acids. The record is from RefSeq and is a predicted model, not a curated record. The transcript is spliced from 4 exons. NCBI's taxonomy places the organism in Eukaryota, Metazoa, Arthropoda, Insecta, Psocodea, Pediculidae.
AUGGAAGAGCCGGUUAAAAAGAAGCCCAAAGUAAAUGGUGGAGAUGAUAGUGAUGACAGUGAAGAGGGCGGAGAAAAUGAUUUGCAAUCACUUCAAAAAAAUUUACUCGAAAAUUGUUUAUGUGGUGUUCCUCAAACCACCUUGUACAAAGCAUUUCAAGAUCAAAGUAGUAAUAGUUCUAAUGACCAACAUCCAAAUAUUAAUUUGUCACAGUGGGACAUUGACAGGAUUCUUAAAUUUCUCACAUGCAUUCAUGUUUUAUGUGAAGUGUCAAUAAAGCAAAAUUUGGAAGGAUCGACAUGUUCAAGAAUUAACGAUGUGUGUGAAGCUUUAAUUAAAAACGAACACGGUGUUAUCGAUGAAAUAUUGGAUUGCCUAAUGCACAACAAUCAGUUUGUUUGUUAUACAGCUUGUAAAGCUUUAAGCAGUUUUUUUAUCAUUUGUAAAGCCAACUUGCAUUCAAAAUGGCUUGAAAGAAUAGCGGAUAAUGCUUUAACAACUCAAAUACCUAGAAAAAUGUCAAAUUCGUUGGAUGUCGUAAAGAGGGUGAUCGAAUGGAAGGAUAAUAACACUCAUCCUUUGGAAGAUAGAGGAAGUGGAUCGCAAAAUUUAUUGCAUCCCCUGUGCAAUGCCACUAGUCUCAUGGAUACAGAAAGCCCAGAUAGUUCUGAGGUCAAAUGUAUCUGCAUAAAAGUAUUAGAAGUUAAAUGGCCGGAUUUGGUAAAAAAAGUAGACGACAUGAUAUCAACGUACACAUCGGAAAAUGAAUGCGCAAUCGUUACCUUUCUCGGACUUUGGGAGUCCAUAAUUUCGGUCAAAGCGAAUUUGUCCGUCAUCGACACGAAACCCUUUUAUUCGAACCUAUACAGUUUUAUUGUGGUUUUGAAUUCGUCGGUGCCUUCGACCGUUUGGAAACAUUUAUUGAAUCUCUUCAACGAAGUUCUCUGCUACGGUAGCACUUUGGCUUUGCAAGAAUGCUUGGCGGAAGAACCGUGCGCACUCGCUCAUCACGUCAUGAGAAGCGUAAAAGACUGGCGUUUGUUAGACCUUCUUCCUUUUCGUAACGGAAGCGGAAGGUUCGGAGGAGGACGAGGAGAUGGUGACAGGCCUCUGUUGCAAAAAAUGGCAUUGCUCGUACUCAAAAGCGUUGCCGUGACCGUGAAAGAAACGAGAUACGAAUCAUCGAGCGAUUCCUCCGUCGGAUCCGAAGCAGAUGACGUCGAUGCAGACAUGGCCGUGAUAGAGCGAAGCAUUCGCGAGGUUCUGAGGCAGUUGGACAAUUGCGUAAAGCAACUCCUUCCUUUUCAUCCCGAAACUCCUCUCGCGCAGUGGGUGGUACAAUUAUUCGCGGAUCAAGAUGACUCUCUCAUCGAAGCCAUGGUUUGUUGCCUGGACGUCAGAGUCGGUUUAUACUACAGUCCGACGAUGACUCCUAACCUGUCACUGAGUCCCACCAAUACUCUGAUCGCUUUUCUUCACGUCGUCAGUCACGAUCCGGACGUACUGUUAGAUUUACUAGUUUCGAACGAAACGUGCUUCCUCUUGUAUUUGCUCCGGAUAUUAAAAUUCAUGCGACGAAAUUGGUCGGAAUUUGUAAGUUGUUGCGGUCACGAAUUGGACGACACCAUGUCCGUGUUCAUAAGACUCAGGAUAGCCAUCGACAGACUCGUUCAACGUGCCUUAUUCCCGUAUAACAUAAAUCCCGUAUUGAGACUCCUUGAAAAAUGCGAAGAGCUUUACGAGGGUGGAAAUUGUUAUUAA